AGGGGAGCGGCUGUUGGGCAAGCGAGGCGAGCGCUCCGAACGCGCAUGUUCAGAGUCGGAAGCGGAGAGCUUUUUUUUUUUUUUUUUUUCCUUCCUACAUGAGAUCGACCGCGGAUUCGAGCGCGCGCCCCUGUUUCGAGUAAUCUUUUGAGCACUUGAAGCAUGGAGCAAUACCCAGAUUUACAAGAGGACCUGAGUCUGGAAGAUACUAGUGAGUCUCUCAAUCAGCUCAAAUUGGCCUCUCUAGAUGACAAAAAUUGGCCAUCAGAUGAAGAGCCUGUUUUCCCAAAAUCAGAUGAUACCAAGAGCUCCCCGGAUUCUGCCACACAUCUGCGGUGGGAUGAUCCCUACUAUGAUAUUGCUAGGCACCAGAUUGUGGAAGUAGCAGGUGAUGAUAAGUAUGGGCGGAAAGUAAUUUUGUUCAGUGCCUGUCGGAUGCCUCCUAGCUAUCAGCUUGAUCAUGUGAAGCUGUUAAGCUAUUUGAAAUAUACACUGGACCAGUAUGUGGAGAGUGACUACACCUUAAUAUAUCUGCAUCAUGGUCUGACCAGUGAAAACAAACCAUCUCUAGGUUGGCUGCGGGAUGCCUACCGGGAAUUUGAUCGCAAAUACAAAAAGAACAUCAAAGCAUUGUUCAUUGUGCAUCCAACUAUGUUUAUCAAGACACUGCUGAUUCUCUUUAAGCCCUUGAUCAGCUUUAAGUUUGGACGGAAGAUCUUCUAUGCGAACUAUCUGAGUGACCUUGAGGAGCAUGUGAAGUUGGAACAGUUGGGAAUCCCAAGCCAGGUGCUAAAGUAUGACGAGUAUUUGAGAUCACUACAAAAACCUGUCCAGGUGCCUCAGAAAACAACACCACCCCGUCCACCUCUGCCAAAUCAGCAGUUUGGUGUUUCUCUCCAACAGCUGAGGGAGAAGAGCUUAGACCGGAAUCCUAUCCCAUUGGUGGUCAGAGAAACCACUGCUUAUCUACAAGAGCAUGCUCUUACCACACAGGGGAUUUUCCGGCGAUCUGCAAAUACACAAACAGUAAGAGAGGUUCAACAGAAAUACAACAUGGGAUUGCCUGUGGAUUUUGCAACAUAUGAGGAUGUGCAUCUUCCUGCUGUAAUUCUCAAGACCUUCUUGAGGGAUCUGCCUGAGCCUUUGCUCACCUUUGGUCUCUACAGUGAUGUUGUCUACUUCUACAAUAUGGAAGAAGAAAAGAGUAUAGAUAUUGUUCGCAAAACACUUCAGACUCUCCCAGAAGAAAACUAUCAAGUUCUGUGUUUAUUAAUGAACUUUCUCGGGCAGGUCUCUGCCAACAGUGAUAUCAACAAGAUGACAAAUGCCAAUCUGGCAGUAGUUUUUGGCCCAAACCUGUUGUGGGCUAAAGAUGCAGCUAUAACCCUCAAAGCCAUCAAUCCUAUCAACACCUUUACCAAGUUCCUCUUGGACAACCAGAUGCAGCUUUUCCAGAACACAGAGGCUUGAGCCAUAAGCUCUUUGUGCUAGCACACUCUGGGUCCACUGUGAUCAUUCCUUUCUCCUCCUCCUCCCCAUCCUCCUCCUCCUUCUCCUCCUCCUUUUCUUUUCUAUUUGCUUUGGAGAUGUGGCUAUUCUGAGAACGUUCCAGGUGGUGUGUAGUGUGAAAGGUGGAUACAGUUCCUUGUUUGUAUAUAUGGAGGGCUUUGCAAGAGGGGGCUUAUCAGACGAGGAGGGAAAGCAGAUCUUAAAAAUCAAGUUCUACCUUGGCUAUUCUGCCUUGAGUAUUGGUAUUAGGAUUUAGGUUGUUCUUAAAUGUUUUAUCUCCUUUCCUUUCCCAAAGAUGUCCUAUCAGAUAAGUCUCCUUAGCUGUCAGUGGAACUGCUUUCUCUUAGUACCAGGCCCCGGGGGAGUGGAUUAGGGUAGAAAUUACUUCAAUUGGUUCUCUGGUCCAAAUUGAUUCUUCACAGGUGCCCAAGUCAGGCAAUCCUCUUUAAUACUCAUAGUGACUUGCUGAAUACACUUUAUACCUUUGAUGGACACGUGGACUUAGUCAAAACUGAAUCAUAAUACAACUGGCUUAAGUGCCUAGAAAUUUAUCUAUAGAUUUCAUGCAGCUCUGAAACUUGAUCUGUUAUCAGGUGUUCCUGUUAUGUAAAGAUAUGUGCUCUUGGAUACAAGAGAGCUCACUUUUCUGCCUUUACGAUAUCCUCCUGUAGACUUUGCCAGCAAUUUAUUUCAAAUUGGCCUUGGCAGCAAGCCUUUCCCUUUUAAUUGGCAGAUAAUGAAUGCAAGCAUGUGUAUGUGUAUUGAUAUGCAUUCAACCAGGCCAGCUCCUCUCUGCCAAUGUCCAGAUCAAAUGUUGGCCAUACCUGUGACUGAAACAGGGGAAAUGUGCUAUUAGGUGGUUCAGGAUGCAGCACUUUAGCCAUUGGAAUUAGAUUUGUUUCCAAGCAAAAGCUUCGUAACAAGGCCAAACCUUAUCCUAUCUGCUGGGAUCUACUGUGCCAAAACUAUUAACAAAUGAAUUUGUUUCUACCAUCUUUUCCUUAUGGGACUCAAAUGUAGCUUUUUGACUUAGUCAAAAUGACACUGAUGCACCUUUGGUUUACUUGGCACUUGAGAGAUUUGAUGCAUUGCUUUCUCUUUUUCUAGGAACUGAGACAGCCCUGCAGUAGGUUUAUCUGGCUUUUUUGAGUGUCUCUUUUUGACUGUCUCGUGAAAUUAGUUUCGUAAGAGCUAGUCUUAAUUUAUAUAACAAUAGCGGUGUCCUACAAUAUCUUUUAGCAGUCAUAAAGUUUUAAAAUAAAAUAUUAACAUUUCCAUUAUGUCCUGCUGACACCUCUGCUGGCAGCUGGAGAUGGCCACAUAGCUGUAAGUUGACCCUACAAGGUAGAGGGCCAAAUCAUACAAUUAUAAAGAGUAGCAAUGUUUUUUACCCCAUAGUUCAGUGAAAUUACGUAAUGAAAUUAUUUGUUAUGCUUAUAAUUAACAAAUGAUCAAUGAGAACUAAAAAGUGCACCUGGGUUAUUGGUGCCAGUAGUUGAACCAUGGCUGGUAUAAGAGCUCUAGUAGUAAUUGAAAAAAAUCCCAAACUGUUAGUGAUAAUCCGGAAUGGCAGAUUAAGGUAGCUGAAGCUAUUAAGAUGGGCUGAUGUGCUAAGAUUGCUCAUUCUCCUUUAUUAAGGCAUAUACGAUUAAUCUGAUACGUUGUACAUAGUGGUUAGUCUAAAGAAACAUGGGACCCUUUCAGCUAGAAAUGGAAAGUUAAGAUUAUCAAAAGGUUUUUUUUCUUAAUGUCUUUUAUAUAAUACUAUUUAGCAUGACUAAACGAGGAGUGGCCUUGCGUAGAAACCAUAUCAAUAUUAGCUUCAUUGUUUUAUAUUUCAAGCCAUGAAUAGCUUGUAGGCUAUUUUUUUAUAGCAUGCCAUUGUGAAUUGAGACUAGAUUUGGUCUGAUUCUAAGCUGUAGAAGUAUUGCUUUGUUUAUUAAAAAGGCCCAGAUGGAAAAGAAACUGAUUGUACAGAAAUUUAGAAUAGUAAAGUCCCAGUGCUGCAAGUUCAGUCCCUUUAUCCAAACUAUAAUUUCUAUACUGAAUUAGUUUCAGAAUUAUGUUAACAUCAAUUGGAGAGAAAAUAGUUUCUUGGGGGUUCAGUAUUGUCAUACCUGGGCAAUGACACAUUUAUCAACUACAUAUAUUUCAAACUCCUGAAUGUGACUUUGCGUUGCCAGGUUAUAAAAUAUAUCUUGUUAAGUGUAACAUUUUAUUAAAGCAAACUUGCAAAACUGUAGAAGUGAGCCAGUGUAAAUAACCUUUAAUUUUCUCACUUUGCUGAGAGCUACCAGAAAAUCUAAAGCAUGUGAUUGCUUUGUUUCUUUAUCUUUUAUCAUUUUGCCUUCUUGAAACCAUAGCUAGCCAUAGACCUUUGAUUAGGCUAGACUGUUUAAAAGAAUGAAAUACAUGGUCUGAACUAAUGCUGCACUCCCAAGUUUUGAUUUCCAAAAUGCCUGCUGCCUGAAUUGGGGUAUCCAAGCAGUUAGAGUAAUUAGAGGAGCAGCAUCCAUGUAGCUGUUUAUGUCUUCCCACCUCCUUUUCUAAUAGAACUUGAUAGCUUCUUGUGGCUAUGCUUCCUCUCCUCUUUUGUCCCUUCAGUGAUACAUCUACUUAUUCCUGUUCAUUGUUGCUUGGGUUUCAUGUUAGAUAUUGACCUCAGUAUCUGUUGAUGGAGCACUAUGUCUCCAUUUUAUUCCUCUUUUGCCUGUUAUUAAAUCCACCGAUUCUUGGCAUCCUUGGAAACCAUUCUGUGCCCACUUUGCUAACAGCUUCUCCUCUGCUUGUACUGACACAACAAUUUUGGGGUAAUACUGCUGAUGUUGAGUCCAAUCUGGAUGUCUUAUGUGUGCUGCCUCAGCCAAAUAUUAUAUGGCAAAAUGAGCCCUUAUUGCACACUCUCCAGUGAGGUUUUCAUGUGGUAAUUUUUGUUGCUGUUCCUUCUUUUGAUUGUUUAUUGGGAGCAAGGCUGGGGGUUGUUACUGUGAUUUUUAUUUACAUAUCCUUGUUUAUUUUCUUCCAAUGGUACCAAUCUUGUAUUCACAGUUUGCACUUUUUGUACUUCAAUAAACACUCAAAGCCAAUAACAAA
Ahaetulla prasina is the source of this 4602-nucleotide messenger RNA. RefSeq names its product Rho GTPase activating protein 1 (gene ARHGAP1). NCBI's taxonomy places the organism in Eukaryota, Metazoa, Chordata, Lepidosauria, Squamata, Colubridae. Gene Ontology annotation, molecular function: GTPase activator activity. The coding region runs from base 163 to 1470 and encodes 435 amino acids. The transcript has 13 exons. Gene Ontology annotation, cellular component: cytoplasm. Gene Ontology annotation, biological process: negative regulation of endocytic recycling; small GTPase-mediated signal transduction. The record is from RefSeq and is a predicted model, not a curated record.